UCAGUUCCGUUUGAGUAAAGACGUUUUAACAAAAUAAAUUAAUUAAUUUGUGGAAAUAGCGGCCAAACACGAUUUUUUCGCAGUUAAGACGCUCUGUGUUGAUUAGCUGUAAGUGUUAUAGCAUUUAAAGAACGAAACGAAGCCAUACUUAUAUGAGAAAACAACGUUGAUUUUCCCUCCAAAUAGACCCAUGCCUCACAAUGCCUCUCUUAAAGAAAAAGGUGUUUGAAAAACAGUCGAUACCGGAUUUUCUUCGAGAUGAUGAAGAGGUUUUCUAUUGCGAGAUUACCAACGAGAUAUUCCGAGACUAUGAGGAGUUCUCUGAGAGGAUGUUCUUAUGUAAUUCAAUGGUUUGGACCUGUUCCAUGACAGGAAAAUCUAAUUUGACCUAUCAAGAGGCUUUAGAAAGCGAAGAAAAUGCCAAACAGAGCCUGAAAGAAUUUCCCAUUGAACUGAGGAUACCUAUAUUAUUCCUUGCCAGUAAAACUCAAAGAUCUUCUUUUGGAGAUAUGGCAGAAGAUGUUUUCAUGUAUGCAAAAGACAGAUAUUUUAUCGGAGAGAAUUUAGAAACCUCCUUUACUGGGAACAAAUGGAAAGACUCGCACGUUUUGCAAGUAAUUGCUCCUACAGAGGAACAACUUGGGAGCAUUAAUAGAAAUGGCACAAAUUCAGAUCGCCAUUACUGGCCCCCUGCAAACUUAUUCAAAUAUGAGAUAGAACACCUCGAUGCUGAUGAUAAUGACAUCAGUGAAAUUAUGAUAGUUGACUGCAACCAAAUUCGAAGAAAGAAAGGUGUCUUUAAUAGGGAGAAAAGCAAACUAUUCUUAAAACAGUAUGUUGAACAGGAUGAAAAAGGCAUGUUUGUGAUAAAGACCCCUAUUUUGGAGGACUUCGGCAUCAAUAAGAUGAAAUUUGAUCAGAUUUUUGAUGGACCAUUACCGAACUUCGACAAAUCGAAGAGACUCGAGAAAAUUCCUAACGGCAAAAAACAGAAACAAGAGACUUUGGCUAAGUACUUAAUGAAAAAUAAUACAACUGUGACUAGCAUCAACAUUGAAAAUAAAUUAGAUGCAAAACAGAAAAAGUAUAAUCUUUUGGAGCAAAUGAAGAAGCGAGAGGAGGAGUUUAAGGUAUGGAGGCAGAUGAAGGAGGAAGAGAAAUUAGCAUUGAAGAAAAAACAAAAAGAGGAGAGUUUGAAGAUAGCAAGUUACCUUAAAGAGUGGAAUAAAAUCAAAGAUGACUUGGAUUUAGAGGAUCAAAAGAAACUACCUGUACCUAUGCCAGUUAAAUCCAAAGUACCAGACAAAUAUUUUGGGGACAUGCUGAUGGUCAUGGAAUUUGUGGAGACCUUCUCCAAGCUACUUUCCACUAAAGAUUUCUUUCCCUCUGGUUUCACACUCGAAAUCAUGGAGAGGGCUUUAAUUGAAAAGGAGGUGGCGGGACCGUUAACUGAUAUCAUUCAGAUGUUCUUGACAGCACUUUUCAAUCUACAAGAUGAGGAAUCUACCCAAUAUAGAACUUCUAUUGAAAACACAACAGAUAUCAAAGAAGAAGAACUACCUGACAAUCUCAGCUUGACAGAAGCAACCCGUCUCGCCACACUUGCCUCCAGUUGGAGUAACAAGUACCAAGGGCUCCCCCUAGGCCGUCUUCCCCUCUAUUCUGUCACUGUUUCUGAAAUAUUGAGACUACACCUGCUCUCUUCUGGUGCCCGCAUCAACGACACAGGUGCUAAAUGGCGUUAUGCCCAACGUGGCGGUUAUACCAGUGAGGAUGAUCCAGGGCUGCACCUACGUCUCCACCAGCCUCAUAUACUCAAAGCUUUAGCUUUUCAUAAUGUAGUUCAGCUUCCAAUAAGCGACAAAUUGCAGAUCUUGGCCUGUUUGACCAAUCAGCUGCUGACAUAUGCUGAUGUACGGGACAUAGUAGAAGAGAGAUUAGAAAAGAUUAAGCAGUUGAAAAUGGACCUGAAAGUGGCUCAAGCAGCUGAGAGGAAAAAGGAACAGGAAUAUGCCACGGGCAAAUGGAAGCUUCAAAAGGAAAUGAAGGACAGGCCGGAGGCACGGAAGGAGGCUGUUGAGAAGCUGAAGAAAGAGGCGGAUAAAAGACGAGCAGAGAAUGCGAGGAAAGCAGACAAAUUGAUGAAAGCAAUUUGUGAUUUACAGAAUGUAAUGGGUUAUGACAGAGCGUACCGUAAAUAUAUUAGGUUAGAUUCUGUGCCUGCUGUAUUUGUAAAUUCCGAAGACAAAUACGCCGGUGAGUGUCGUCAAGAAAUCUGUAAACAGAACUCCGAACUGGUAAACGUUGACCGAAAACAGUUGCUCAAGCACGUUCGGAAAGUGCUGUUCGAGGAGAUGAAUUCCAGUGAUAAAGAAAAUGAACCCUCUAAAUCGUUAAAAAAAGGCAACGGUUCUCCCAAUUCUUCCUCCAGCGCCGAAUCGGAAAGUUGUGCAGAAUUAUUGAUGUGUUCCGCAGAUCCUACGACCUGUAUUGUACAUUCCACAGAUCUAAAUAGGAACAGAUGGUUCUUUUUUCACAGUAAGGAGCAGUUGGAAGCCUUGGAAAUCAGCCUAAACAAGCGUGGCGUAAGAGAAAGUGAACUAUUACAUGUCAUAAUAAAUGACAAGGACCGUCUGAUGAACGUUAUUACACAGACACCCGUAAGUGUUCUGAAUCCUGAUGUAGAAAUCGACGAAGAGCAGAAGCCUCUGAAAAAUGCAAAGAAGGGUAAGGACAGGUACGAAGAUGCUAACUUGGGCUACGGUUCUGAGAUGGCUCCCGAGGAGGUUUUGGAGAAUGCCCUCGUUGAUAACAUCCUCGAGAUGGAAGAGAAAAUAUAUGCUGGUAAUCUUGGUGGUCUGGCUGUUAAGAAUAGGGAUGAAUGGCGCAACUGCCUCUUGUCAAAGCGUUACGAAGAUCUGAAUAGGAGUAUUAUGAGGAACGGAGAGAACGGCAAACUGAUAAAGGUGAGGAAGGAGAAGGGGAAGAACAGCAGGUCGUGUUCUCCGGAAUUACCCAAGAGUGAACUCAAAGAUUACCAGGACCCUGGUAGAUUUCUGGGCACCGUCUUAGAUGUAGAAGUGAACGGGGUGGAUGGAGAAGGUGAUGAUGUGAUCUUAGUACAAGUUGAAAGGCUUCAAAAGGCAAUUGGUGGCUUGGCACUUGCAUUGGGACAGGUGGCGCAAGCUGUCGAUCAGAAAUACCUAAAGAAACCUUUAGGUCAUGCGGAUGCAACAAAAAAUGACAAAAAAAAGGACGUUCUGGAUAAGUGGGAGCAGUCCCUCCUUGCUUCCACAAGUUUUAGCCAGGUAUUCCUCCACUACGGCACAUUGGACUCGUGUGUUAUGUGGUCUCGGUCGGCUCUAUUGGCCAGGUGCAGAAUAUGUAGAAGGCAGAAGGACUCUGAGAAUAUGCUGCUAUGUGAUAACUGCAAUUUGGGACAUCAUCUCUACUGCUUAAAGCCAAAACUGACGGUAGUACCCAAAGGCGACUGGUUCUGUGAUAGAUGUAAGAGGGAAAAAGAGAAGGAAGCCAAACUUCUGAGUCCCGAACCUAUGCCACAGAAGAAGCGCAGGAUAUUUAGGGAUGAAGAUGUGGAAGAGGAGGAGGAGGACGGGGAUGGCGGCGGUAGCGGUGAAGAGAAUGAAAUGGCGGAGGAGGAAAGUGAGGAGGAGAUUGAUGGAGGCGUGGAUGAGGAGGAGCAAAAUGGGGAUAUCAAGGUUGAACUCUGUAAGAUGUGUGGAUCGGGUGGAGAACUGUUAACGUGCGAAAAGUGUUCCUUGAACUAUCAUAUAGAAUGCUGUGUGCCCCCUCUAAGGCGGGCUCCUAGAGGCUCAUGGUUGUGUUAUUCCUGUAAAGAAACUAAAGACAGAUACAGAGAAUCUGAUAAUGGCGAACUGGUUCAGUGCGUUACUGGAUUAGUAAACAACCAGAGACGCUGUGCUGCCAAAGCCAGAUAUAAGAUCCACAACUUUGCAAAGUUUCUACGCGGCACAAACGAAUCAGAUGAUUCUGGUGACGAGGUUGUACAUAGUCGAAGAUCUCACCGGAGGGAGGAGGGUCGGGGUGACUUACCAUUACAUAACGCUGCCUUACAGGAACUGCUGUCCGAAGUCAUGAAGCACAAAGACGCUUGGGCCUUCCUCAGACCUGUUCAAAAAAAUGAGGUACCUGAUUAUUACGACGUUAUUACAAGACCGAUGGAUUUCGGAACAAUAAAGUACAAGCUAAACAUGGGAGAGUAUAAUGAGGAUAGUCAGUUAAUGCAAGAUGCCGUACUAAUUUUUGAAAAUUGCAAUACGUAUAAUCACUCAGAUGCUGAAGUGUACAAAUGUGGGGUGAGGUUACUCAAAUUUUUCGAAAAGAAAGCAAAAGAGUUAGGUCUGAAAUUACCCGAGGAGAUGGAAAGUGAUCCAGAAGAGCAACCCAAAUCAAAAAAGCGCCGUACCAAAUGAUAGUAUUACAUAUUUUAUACGUAAUAUAUAAAUUAUUUUUACAAUUUAUAUAGCCCACCGAAACGUAGGUCCAUGUAUUAUGAAAAUUUUUUUUUGUUUUAGAUAAUAUAUUAUUAAUUAAUUUUUCUACUGAAGUCUAUGUUUCUCCGUAGCUUUUAUUUGUUAUUGUAGGAACUUA
Messenger RNA from Anoplophora glabripennis (Asian longhorned beetle), 4632 nucleotides. RefSeq names its product bromodomain adjacent to zinc finger domain protein 1A (gene Acf). The coding region runs from base 201 to 4454 and encodes 1417 amino acids. The transcript is spliced from 13 exons. The record is from RefSeq and is a predicted model, not a curated record. Gene Ontology annotation, molecular function: protein binding. Gene Ontology annotation, biological process: chromatin remodeling. NCBI's taxonomy places the organism in Eukaryota, Metazoa, Arthropoda, Insecta, Coleoptera, Cerambycidae.